AUGUCGUACAGUUCUAGUCAUCACAUGCCACACGAUGCUUCUUCAAAUUUAUCACAUACCAAUGCUGGUGCUUAUAGCCGACCUCCGAGAUCCCAAAUUGCGAGACCAGUCAACCACACCUCUAGAAACAGAACCCCGUCAGUAUCAGAUGCCGAAGAUACCGCCCCGUUGCCAGUGCCUUCGGUUACCAAGAGAUCUACCAGUCGUGGAAACCGCCUGUCCAUGCUCCCGCGCCCCAGUAUUGGUAGCACAACAUCUCCAAUCACGCCAGUGUCGGCUUCCUCUCCUCGGAAUUGUACUCAGACGACUCCCUCCUUGCUUUCAAAUCCGGAGAUCAAUAAACCCUCACUUUUCGUUGCUGGACAACAGUUGCCCCCACCAAAACGAACACGGAAUGUUCUUCGAAGGAGGGCACCGACAAUAGGGAAACAUGUGGAGCAAUUGCACUCUGACAAGCUUAGCCUUGUUAUUCCGCAAGAGUCUCAAAAUUUUAUCGUUAUGAACAAUGUGUCGGGACAGGGAAAUUCGACAUCCUCACUUUCAGCACAAUCGGCUUCCUCUUACAAAUCAACCCACGAGAAUGACAUUAAUGCGGCGGUUAACUUGGUGAGGCCUAGAUUCAAUGGACCGGAAGAGCUGGCAAGUCUUCGAACGUCAGUUGAUACACAAACUUACCCAGCACUUCCCACUCCUUUCUUGAUGUCAAGCAGUCCCUCGACAAGAUACUCGGAGUCUCCGAGUAUUUGGAGUCGCGGAUCUACCCCAACAUCAUUAUCAUCGUAUUCUCCCGGUAUCACAAAGAUUGGACGUUUGAGACAACCCAGCCCCUCACAAACAAGAUUGCCUGUUUUUUCUCCUCCGCCGCCACAUGCAGGCUCUCAGCAAGAGAAGCCGGAGCUGAAAACUCAAAAGCGAUUACUUCUUACGAAACCUGCCAGCGCAAGCCCAAUAGAACACAGCAAAGGCCAGCGAGUAUCACCGUCUAAAGGCCCCUCCACAAUACCCCGAGGGCCACCUCACAGCCCGCCACCAAGGAAGUCAUCAGUCAAUUUCAGCCCUCCAAAAGCCAGCGAAAUCGACGUUGAGCAGGCUCGCAGGGAAGUCGAGGAAGCCGAGAGGCGUCUAUUUGAGCCUCUGAAGGCGAUGGAAUGUUCCCCCACACGGAAUGCGACGAUACCACACACUCCACCACGACCCAGCCGAGAUGGAACGCAUCGCUUACAACUUGAAACAUCUCCGAUUGUUCAAAGCAAUCUGCGGUAUAUUAGGACAACGGGCCAUACAAGACGCGAGUCGAUAGAAAAGGUCCUAGCAACACAGCAGCUACAUCCAAGUCCUAGCCAGUCUGCCGCUGCAUCAAUCGACUCCCUGCAAUCAAGAAGCAUCUCUCAAGUCCCUUCUCGGGAUGGUGUCUCUCCGGUCCUGUCCAAAAAGCCACCUCGGACAUUGACCAAGGUGACUUCUCACGAGAAGCCGGAUUCAAAACCAACACAAAAACGGUUCGGUCUGUUUACGAAGAAGUCCAAGCCGGAUAUAUCAGAGAAUCUGACGGAGCAAACUCGAGCCAUUCGAAAAGGUCCAGCCGCGGGAACGGGUCAUGAGGGCUACGGAAAAUACGGACAGCGUGGUCGCAAAGCAAGCGGUAGUAGUAGUAGCGGGACAAGAACCAGAUCAACAAGCACGACACGAAGUGCCGCUAGUAAAGGGAGUCAAUCGAGUCGCCCGGAGUUGGACAUUGACGAUUUUUUAUUGAGCCGCCUGGAGCCUGUCAUUAUCAAUGGCGGUGGACUAGAUGGUGCAUCGCUGUCACGAACACAAAGCGAGCAGAGUUUCAGUAGUGUGAGCAUUGCGUCGACCUCGAACCUGCCGCGGCAAAUUCUGUCAUCAUACUCGACUGGCCAGUCUACUGAAUCCCUUGCGACUUCAACGGGGACAUUCGGUGAGACUAUUACACUGAGUUAUUCUAAUGGCAACGGACCGAUGAGAAGCACAAGCCCCGAAUUGCUAUUUAACGCGAGUGAGCGUCCAAAUGCAUUGAAGUCACGUAUGCCCGUCCCCAAAGGGAAGAGACAUGCCAUGUUUGCAAACCCCCAGGCUGCUGUCACAAACGCAUCUUUUCCUAGCCACGAGCCAAGCACUGCCACCUCACAGCAACAGAAAAGCGUCCAAAAAUCUCCCGAAAAAAUGCUCAAGCCUGAACAGGCUCAGAAGCAGGCUAAGAAAGAAAAGACAUCAAUGUGGAACUUCUUCCAGAAGAAUCGUGGCAACGAACAGAAGAUUUCAAUUCCUCCGACGAGCUCAUCCCAGACUGCGAAGCUUCAUGCGGCGAUUUCCCCGAUUGUGAACAGUCGGCCCAUUGCCCAUUACGCCUUGGUGGAUGCCGAUUCGGACGAGCUCGAUGAUAUCAUCAAUAACAUCGAAGAUUCACCACCAACAGAGGAGGAUACGAUUUUCCAUCCGGUGGAAAUUCCAAGAGGAUUGAGCAUCAGAAAAAGAAAGCCGUCGAUCCUGCUGCCAUCUCCGCCAAAGAUGCAUGGCGAGUUUGAAAAUGAUGAUCGUCCGUCGCCGAGGACCGCCAUGUUCAACCGCAACCUGAUGGCACCGGAAACUGAGAUAUCACCCGAGCGACGUCCAAGACGUUUGGCAUCUAUCGGUCGGAUUCCACCAGUAGUUUCACGGCGCGAUAGACACCACCAGCCCGCCAUGCAGUCUUUCUCUCGUCCAUUCAGUGUUGUUGAAUCUCCCUCUCUCACAAUUUCAACGACACAAAGCUCAUACGAAUCUCCACCUAUCGCUGAAGUUCCCUUGAAUCUGGGAAUUGCUCCGAACGAGUCCUUUGACUGGGGCUAUGGGUUCAACUCGACUUUUAGCGCUUCCGAGCAGACCAGUGCUUUGGAGUUUCUUGCUGGGCCUUUUACAACCUAUGAGUUCCUUCAAUUUGCGCCAAAGAAAGGCUCAACCUCAUCAGAUAGCUCUGGGGCUCUGGCUGCGGUUACAGCCGUAGCCCCCGUUCCAGGUUCUCCACCGACCGAGGAUGAGGUGUGGAAUGAGUAUAAUGACCUUAUUGAUCAUGUUUUGUCGCCAGACAAACCCAAGCCUGAGCAGCCGACAAAGACUGAAGAGGAGGGCAGAUUUGAACUUGCCACAAUGGCGAGCAGGGCUCUGCAGGACGAGUUAAACAAUGCUAAUCCUCCCCAGCCAGGACCUGGCGGCAGUUCAGUCCGCUCGAGUGGAAGCUCUGUUCAUCUUCGUCGUUCUCAGAUAGUCUCUGCUUUGCAGUCGUCUACCGCUCCUUCAUCUCAACCGUCUUACAGUGAUCUUGUUGCUGGAUAUAGAGGGUCAGAUAAGGAGAAAUCCAAACAGAAGCAGACCGCCAAUCCUACUGAGCAGCCUUCUUCAAAAGAUCAGCGACGUGAACAGCAGUCUACGUUUCUCAACUCCCUUGCUGCUGUCCCUUCGCCUAGGCCAAAGUUUUACCGAGAACAAGAAACCUCAUCUUCGGAACGUGAGUGGGACGCAGUGACACGGACUAACAUGCGUUCUGCUUCGCUCAUGACUAGUCGCUGGUUGUCUUUUGGCCGAGUCCUUUUCAGCCCAGCGCAUAAUCACGUCAAACCCGGAGGACAAGGACGGAUUCUUGUGGUCGAUGGACUGGGAAAUGAUGACUGGUCUUUCUACUGUUCUCUCACGUAUCCUGAUGCAGAGGUAUAUAGCCUGGGCGGACGUCCUGUAUCCACGGCACCUCCCCACCCCGCUGCAUGGCAGCCUCCUACCAACCAUCACACGGUGUAUCACGCAGGGCUGGGAAACCCUCUUCCCUUCCCAAAGGACUAUUUCACAGUCGUCGUGCUCCGGUUUCCUACUGUCUGCUCCGAGACCGUCCAAGGCAACAUAAUUCAAGAAUGCAAACGUGUUCUCCGCACUGGAGGGUAUCUCGAAAUGAGUCUCCUUGACCGCGACAUGGUUAACAUGGGACCUCACACGCGAAAAGCCAUUCGUCAACUCAAAGAAAUAACGUGUCUCUCAGACCCGACUCUCAGCCUAAAACCAACAAGCGACAGCGUUCAGCGUGAGCUCGGCGCCCAAGGCUUCGACAGUCUCCGCCGCUGCAUGGUUCGGAUUCCAGUCGCAGGCAUGGUCGUCCGGUCAUCCGACUCUAGCUCAUCAGCACACUCUAUCUCAACGGCUACCCCUUCCACUGCAUUCUCAUUGCCUACCAUAUCUGUGACAACUGCAAGUGGUAGCCAAAGCACGGAAACUGCUUCGAAAUCACCAUCAAAUGAUGCGAAUAUCUCUCUCGGUGAUUUGCUCUCCGAUCCUUCCCCAUCGCCGGCAAAUGAUGAGUCUAUCGCUAAGAUUGUGGCCCGCGUCGGACGCUGGUGGUAUUCGAAAUGUUACGAGGAUCCGGUUUUCUCGAAUGGAAAUACCCAGGAUCCGAGCAUUUGGAAUAACCGCAAGGUACUUCGCGAAUGCCAAAAGCGUGGCACCGGGUUCCGCAUGUUCAUUGCAUACGCUCAGAAGCCCAGUGAGGUUCCACGACGCACGGCAAGUGUGUAA
This is a messenger RNA of Penicillium coprophilum, 4557 nucleotides long. RefSeq lists its product as uncharacterized. Bases 1 to 4557 code for a protein of 1518 amino acids. The transcript has a single exon. The record is from RefSeq and is a predicted model, not a curated record. Lineage: Eukaryota; Fungi; Ascomycota; Eurotiomycetes; Eurotiales; Aspergillaceae.